Messenger RNA from Saprolegnia parasitica CBS 223.65, 571 nucleotides. RefSeq lists its product as hypothetical. The transcript has a single exon. The record is from RefSeq and is a predicted model, not a curated record. The annotation marks the transcript as partial. NCBI's taxonomy places the organism in Eukaryota, Oomycota, Saprolegniomycetes, Saprolegniales, Saprolegniaceae.
AUGCGCCCCUCGGCAUGUAUCGCGGCCGUCGCCUUCGCGGCAGCCGUCGCGAAUGCCCAGAUCUCUACUGCGCCAACACCCUUGGACAACAAUAGCAGCAGCACGCCCGCACCCGUGGUCGACGCCAACACGACGGCACCGUUGUUCACGCCAGCGCCGAUCGAUGGCGUGACAAGCACGCCCGUGCCGGUGCUGACGAACGCGACAGAAGCCCCGUCGACAGCACCGACACCGAUUGCGUCGCCGCCAAGCCCAGCGCCGAGUGUGACGACAACGCCAUUGGGUCCGACGGAAGCACCCGUGACGUUGCUGCCCACACCCAGCGCCACCAACGCGACAACGACAGACGCGCCAACGCCCACGACAGCUAACCCGCUACCGAGUGACCAGACCACCGUGCCGGCGCCGACAACGGACAGCCCACCACCAAGCCCAACGUCCAGCAACCCGACGCCGUCGCCUGCCACGUCGCCUGCCCCGUCGCCCACGACGGCUAGCCCAACGCCGAGCGACGCAACACCAGUGCCGUCGCCGAGCAACCCCACGUCUGCACCGUCUUCAUCGAGUCCGA